AUGCGUUCCCAUCUCCCAUCUCUACGGCCCAAGUCAGAAGGUCCGUCGUCAGAUCUCUUCAUCGCCCUUGCGAACACAGAGCUUGAGACUCCGGCCACUCUCGCUCCCUUGGCCAUGGAGACUCCUCCUCAUCUGCUCCACCCCGUGGGAAGUGAAGCAGUCCCUACCUCAUCGAGUCUCGAUGUCCUCGCCUUGGACAUGAAGACUCUUGUCAAAAAAAUUCAAGAUUUGAGUCAUUUGGGCAUCGAAGACAGUAAAAUCACCUUGCCAAAGAUCUGCGUGGUUGGCGACCAAAGCACCGGUAAGAGUUCCCUCAUCGAGGGGCUUUCCGAGAUCAAGGUGCCCCGAAGUGCUGGCACCUGCACUCGGUGUCCUAUGGAAAUCAACCUUUCCGAAUGUGAGCCCGAAGAAUCAUGGAAAUGCACCAUUUUUCUUUCUUUUCGAUAUUGGUACGAUGCCAACAGGAAGUUCAGGGCUAUGUUAAAGAAGAGCGAGCCCCUCGGUCCUUGGCUUCAAGUAAUUGACCAAGAAGAUGAGCUUUUCAUCACGUUGACAGACAAAAGCAAAAUUCAAGACGCAAUUUGGUGGGCACAGCUCGCAAUUUUGAACCCCGGUGCGGACUUUCACCAUUAUGUUCCGGGAAAAAAUGCACUUACCGAGGAGACCAUUGAAGUCAAGUUCUCCCCAAAUGUUGUUCGUCUCGACAUUUCUGGGCCCAAAUUUCCAGCCUUGUCCUUUUAUGACCUCCCAGGGGUCAUCAGCCAGGCCGAGCACGAAGCCGAGAAUUACUUGGUGCUUCUUGUCGAGAACCUUGUCAAGCAUUACAUUUCUGAGGAACACUGCAUCGUUCUCCUCACUUUGUCCAUGACAGAUGAUGCUGGAAAUUCGAAUGCGGCACGCCUGAUUGGAAGAAUCAAGGGAGCAAAGGAGAGAACACUCGGGGUGUUGACGAAACCAGACAGACUGGCUUCUUUCGAGUCGUUCACGCAGUACAAAGAAAUUUUGGAAGGGAAGGUGUAUGGUUUAGGCCAUGGAUACUUCGUGGUCAGAAACAAUACCGAUCCAGAAAUACUGCACGACGAUGCACUCACUGAAGAGGACGCCUUUUUUGCGGAUCCUUUCUGGUCCGUGAAAAUGGCUGAUUAUCAUCACCGUUUCGGAACCCGCCGCCUCCAAGUCGCUCUGUCAGCUACGCUCAUGGAGCAAAUUCAGAAAUCCCUGCCUUCCAUCAUUCGCCAAAUUGACGAGAAAGGAAAUCGCAUUGAUGCUGAGCUGGACACUCUCCCAGACUCUCCUUCCGAGGAUGUGCAGCGGGUUCUAAUGGAGAAGACGAUCACUCUAGGUCUCAAGCUUCGAUGGAUAUUCGAGGGUGGGACUAGCUUCGGAAGAAAAUGGUGCGAUCUGGUAAAAGACUUUCAGACGGCCCUAGAAAUUACACGCCCGACGCUGCGCACGUGUACCGACAGUGACAACAUCUGCAUGAGCGAGAAGUACGAUCCCGACGCCGAGAUGGUCAUUGCCUCGGGCUCUCCUGCUCGAAAGAGAAAAGCGAAUGGCCUUGAAGUAAAAACACCUGAUCGGAAGGCGCAAAUCGUCAAUGCUCCAAGUGGUUCGACUCAGGCAAAGGAUUGCGUUGGAAAGAUCUACAAAACUGCGUGUUUUAGGGAGUGGACGGGGCCGUUCAUUAAAUUCACGCUGGAUGGAAUCCGGUUAAUCAAGGAAGAGUCCCACCGCGCUGGGAUUCCCAACCAGAUUGACCCCAGUGCAAUUGAAAAGCUGAACAAGGAAAGUGUCAAGAACUGGAAUGUACUCGCAAAUGCUUUUGUUAUUGCUACCCAUGGUAUUGUCCAACAGGUCUUGAUUAAUUCUCUGGACGACGUGAUUGCCCAGUAUCGCCAGACCGGGCUCUAUCGAGAGCUGCACCGGAUUAUCACGACUUAUCUUUUACGACUGCGCGCCAAUUACCUUCUGGAUGUGGAUACUCAUUGCUGCAUCGAAAAUGACAAUCCGUUCACCAUGGCCCAGGCUCAGCACAAGGAAGCUUCUCUGGAGGCACUGGCAGCACUAUCCAGAACCCGCCAAGCCUCCCGGGGUAAGGCUUGGCUUCAGGUGCAUGCCCAUGCCACGGAAGAUGGCCCAAAGCUCAGCAAGGCCCCUGACGACCUCGGGCCUGACCAAUUCUCACAAGAACUGGAUAUGAUGGCUAGUUCCCGCGGAUACUACCAGAUCGCCAGCUCGCGCUUCCUGGACGUCAUCUGCCAGCGUGCUUACCUCAACAUAUUCGACAAAUGUCAGAAUGAAUUGAUCGAGGUCAUCAACACCGAAUUGAACGCCAAUUUAGCCUUCGAACGUUGUAUGGAGUUGAUGGCGGAAGAUCCUGAGCGGCAGGCCCGUCGGAAUGUAUUGACCAAGGAAAGAGUCAAGCUCACCCAAGCUCAAGAGUGGCUCGCCGCAGUCCACCAGAGUAAAGACGAGAGCUCUGACAUUGGCACCUUCACUGAGGAAAUCUUGGAAGUUGUAGAAGCGGAGUAA
Penicillium maclennaniae is the source of this 2532-nucleotide messenger RNA. RefSeq names its product putative dynamin GTPase. Gene Ontology annotation, molecular function: microtubule binding; GTPase activity; GTP binding. Gene Ontology annotation, cellular component: microtubule; cytoplasm; membrane. The coding region runs from base 1 to 2532 and encodes 843 amino acids. The record is from RefSeq and is a predicted model, not a curated record. The transcript is spliced from 4 exons. Lineage: Eukaryota; Fungi; Ascomycota; Eurotiomycetes; Eurotiales; Aspergillaceae.